Bubalus bubalis (water buffalo) is the source of this 8143-nucleotide messenger RNA. RefSeq names its product actin filament associated protein 1 (gene AFAP1). Gene Ontology annotation, molecular function: SH3 domain binding; SH2 domain binding. Lineage: Eukaryota; Metazoa; Chordata; Mammalia; Artiodactyla; Bovidae. The coding region runs from base 765 to 3281 and encodes 838 amino acids. The transcript has 18 exons. The record is from RefSeq and is a predicted model, not a curated record. Gene Ontology annotation, cellular component: cytosol.
ACAGUCCCUGAGAUCACAAAGAGUCAGACGCGGCUGAGCGACUAACACUUGCGCUGUUUUCACUGUUCACAUCCUGUUAGUACUUACCGUGGGUAUGACCGUCAGCCCCUCAGUUAUGCUGGGGGUCAUCUACCCAUCCUUCUUUCUCCUCGUGGAAAAACGCGAUGACAGCUGGUUACGCAGAGCCAGAGCAAGUCUAGUCUGAGUGGCCUCGAACGACUUGGGGAGUCUAGUGCUGUGUCGGUAUUUGUUGCCCCCUGUCUGCUCCAGCUCUGUGCCCAGCAGCUGAUAAACGUUGCCUCUGAGCAAGGCCUGUAGAGGCCGGCUGCCUGGCUCUUGCUGACGAGCCGUGAGGUUUGGGGAAGGCUGUAAGACGCGUCUGAAGCUCGCUUUCAGGCAGGAGCCACUGUCAUCUCACAGGACGGUUUGAGGUUCAAGUGCAAACGCAUAUAAAGCGCGCAGUUCAGCGCCCCUACCAGCACACAGCAAGUGUUCGGGAGCGUUGCCAGCAACUAAUUGCAUCACAGAGUUUUUCUUUCUUAUUAGUUGUUUUUUUUAAUCGUUUAGAUUUUCAGUGUACGUAUUCAAAGCUAAUACAUUUGUCAGAGAUGGUUCAUCCUUAGCCUUUGAACUCAAGGUUUCUUUAGCUCUAACUUGUGGAGUGAACUCAGGUAUCAGCCCCGUGAACACCUUGCCUCCAGUACUGCAGCCAAGGGAUUGACACCUGGAGCCCUCCUCUGAAAGCUGGUUUUAAUGUUUGCGUGAUGGGUCCUGGAGCUCCAUUUGUUUCUUUGGUUUCUUCCUGGACACUCCUCUGCGCAAUGGAAGAGUUAAUAGUUGAACUUCGUCUCUUUCUUGAACUCCUGGACCACGAGUAUCUCACCUCAACUGUCAGGGAGAAAAAGGCAGUCAUCACAGACAUCCUGCUGAGGAUACAGUCGUCCAGAGGUUUUGAAGUGAAGGAUCAUGCCACAAAGCCGGAGACCCCUAGCAGCCUGCCGGCCCCUCCCCAGAUGCCUUUGCCCGAGAUCCCACAGCCGUGGCUGCCACCCGACAAUGGGCCGCCACCGCUCCCAACGUCCUCUCUCCCGGAAGGCUACUACGAGGAGGCCGUGCCCCUGAGUCCCGGGAAAGCUCCGGAGUACAUCACCUCAAAUUAUGACUCGGAUGCGAUGAGUAGCUCUUACGAAUCCUACGAUGAGGAGGAGGAGGAUGGGAAGGGGAAGAAGACGCGGCACCAGUGGCCUUCGGAGGAAGCCUCCAUGGACCUGGUGAAGGACGCCAAGAUCUGUGCCUUCCUGCUGCGGAAGAAGCGCUUCGGGCAGUGGACCAAGCUACUCUGCGUCAUCAAAGACACCAAACUACUGUGCUACAAAAGUUCCAAGGACCAGCAACCUCAGAUGGAACUGCCGCUGCAAGGUUGCAACAUUACCUAUAUCCCGAAAGACAGCAAAAAGAAGAAGCACGAACUGAAAAUCACCCAGCAGGGCACAGACCCGCUUGUCCUCGCCGUCCAGAGCAAGGAGCAGGCUGAGCAGUGGCUGAAGGUGGUCAGAGAGAUCUACAGCGGCUGCAGCGGGCCCGCCGAGCCGGAGUGCCCUCCCCCGCCGAGCUCCCCGGUGCACAAGGUGGAGCUGGAGAAGAAACUGUCUUCAGAGAGACCGAGUUCAGAUGGUGAGGGUGUUGCAGAAAAUGGAAUUGCUAUGUGUAAUGGAAAAGAACAAGUUAAGAGGAAAAAAAGUUCCAAAUCAGAGGCCAAGGGAACUGUGUCUAAAGUCACUGGGAAAAAAAUCACCAAGAUCAUCGGUUUGGGAAAGAAAAAGCCAUCGACGGACGAGCAGACCUCCUCGGCAGAGGAAGACGUGCCGACGUGUGGCUACCUGAACGUGCUUUCCAACAGCCGCUGGCGGGAGCGCUGGUGCCGAGUCAAGGACAACAAGCUCAUCCUGCACAAGGACAGGGCCGACCUGAAGACGCACAUCGCCUCCAUCCCGCUGCGUGGCUGCGAGGUCAUCCCAGGCCUGGACUCCAAGCACCCGCUGACCUUCCGGCUGCUUCGCAAUGGCCAGGAGGUGGCCGUGUUGGAGGCAUCUUCUUCUGAAGACAUGGGCAGAUGGAUUGGGAUUCUGCUGGCUGAGACGGGGUCCUCGACAGACCCCGGGGCCCUGCACUAUGACUACAUAGACGUGGAGAUGUCCGCGAACGUCAUUCAGACGGCCAAGCAGACCUUCUGCUUCAUGAACCGGCGUGUUCUGUCCACUAACCCCUACGUGGGGAGCACCUCCAACGGCUACGCGCACCCCAGCGGGACGGCGCUUCACUACGAUGACGUGCCCUGCAUCAGCGGCUCGUGGGGCCCCGACGACGACGUUUCCGCGCCCCGCGGCCGAGGCCUGGGAGAAGAGGCGCUCUAUGAUAACGCCGUCCUGUACGAUAACUUGCCGUCUCCGAAAAUCUUUGCUCGCUACCCUCCCGCUGACAGGAAGGCUGCUAGGCCGUCUCCUGACAGGCUGUCCUGUAACCACUACAAACACCCCGCCUCCUCCGGCCUGCCCUCCUCCCCGUCUGUCACUAACACCUCUUCUGUGGGGAGGGCGUCUCUCGGGCUCAGCUCACAGUCGAAGGGUAAGAAGCCCCCCGUGGCCUCCAAUGGCGUCAUGGGCAAAGGCAAGGCUCCGAGCGGGCAACAGAAAAAGGCUGACUCGGCGGCUGGCGUGAAGCGGACACCUUCGAAUGCCGACCAGUACAAAUAUGGCAAGAACCGGGUGGAAGCAGAUGCCAAGCGGCUACAGGCCAAAGAGGAGGAGCUGCUGAAGAGGCGGGAGGGCCUGCGAGACAGGCUGGCCCAGCUGCGCAAGGAGAGGAAGGGGCUGAGGGCGGCCAUCGAAGUGAACACCGGCAGGAAGACCCAGGUGGUCCUGGAAGAGAAGCUGAAGAAGCUGGAGGAGGAGUGUAAGCAGAAGGAGACGGAGCGUGUCAACCUGGAGCUGGAGCUGACGGAGGUCAAGGAGAGCCUCAAGAAGGCGCUGGCCGGCGGCAUCACCCUGGGGCUGGCCAUCGAGCCCCGCUCAGGGACGUCCAGCCCACAGUCUCCGGUUUUCAGGCAUCGGACUCUGGAGAACUCGCCCAUGUCCAGCUGUGAGACCAGCGACGCAGAGGGCCCGCUGCCUGUGAACAGUGCGGCCGUCCUGAAGAAGAGCCGGCCGGCCCCCGGCAACUCGCCCUGCCGGGGCCACGUGCUGCGGAAGGCCAAGGAAUGGGAGCUGAAGAACGGGACAUAGAGCCGGAGGAUGCCCGGUUCUCGCAGCGUUGAGUGGCCGCCCUGCGACUGCGCUCCGGUGCCAGGACCCGGGCCCACCGCGCAUAUCCUCUCUACUGUAUAAUGGUUCCCUGUAAAGAGAUUUACUUGUAACUCUUUGGCUUCCAACUUCAUUUGUGAAAAGACGGCAAGGGAUGGAAGGUGGGGAGCCUCCCCCUCCGGCAGAUGAAGAAGCCACAGCUUCCAGCCCAGGUAGACGGCGGCUUCCACCCGUCCCCGCCCCUCCAGACCGAAGACCCGCAGGGACCUCGACGCAGACACGCUCUGCACACUGGGCGCAGCGUGGGCCUCCGGCUGCCUGCGGCUCGGCCAGGCACCCUGGGGACACCCCACCCACCCCCCCAUUGCCCCCUGAGUCUCACAAGCGCCUCCCCCACACCUGGUAAAGUCACCACCGAGCUAUGCUGUGAAGCAGUUUCUAUCUGUUUUUACGAACAUUUUACGAACAGAUGAUUUUGUCACCAGGACACUCUCCUUUAGGCCUUAAGGAAACGUCCUCUCUGUGUCCUGGGUUGCACCUAGCGCCCAGGGCUUGCCAGAGCUUCUGGGCCAUGUUUUGUUAAUGGUCUGUCCCGCUUUGCAAGGGUGGCAGAGGGUCUUGGGGCUUCACGUUGUGUGUGUCCUUUCCUGCUUUUUCCAGCAUCCACGCCCCAUCGACCCCCUCAGAGCCGGCGUGUGGUCUCAGAGCCCUGGGCGGCCUCAGGCUGACAGUCACACUCGUUCCCCAGGGGCCUGGCUUCCAGGCAGGGCCUCUUGCAGCAUCCCUGUCUGCCUCCUGUGGGAUGCUUCUGGAGCCUGAGACGUGAUGGGGACAGGCCCGUCCACAGGUGGAGGUCAUCUGGGUCUGAGGACCAGGCCAGCCCUCCCAUCUGCAGACGGACCUCUCAGGAAUACUCCUUGUGGGAAGCGUGGCCACUGCCCAGGACAGCCUUAGUCACCCUGGAGCCCCCUGCACGCUGACCGAAGGACCAGUCACAUGCGUGCACGGGCUCUCUGCCCCCCGCCGCCGGAGCGGGCCUGGCGUCCGCUGCCCCACGGGUGUUUGUCGUCAGAUACAGGAGCGGUAAGCGAGCAGGCAGCGUCCUGUGACCACGUCCUGGUGCUCACUUUUUCUGCAGGCCACACGGUCAAGGUUGCUGUCGCCAGCAGGGUCAGAGUGGCCCCCGAGGCUGGCACGGGCCCUGGCUGGCUUUACCGACCAGAGCAGGGCAAUGGUCUUGGUGCCUAGGAAUUUCGCAGCAGAACCGGAAGCUGUUUACCUGGACCAUGUGAAGUCACUCAGUCGUGUUUGACUCUUUGCGAUCUCAUGGACUGUAACCUACCAGGCUCCUCUAUCCAUGGGAUUUUAUAGGCAAGAGUACUGGAGUGGGUUGUCAUUACCUUCUCCAGGGGAUCUUCCCGACCCAGGGAUCGAACCCAGGUCUCUCGCCUUGCAGGCAGACUCUUCACCAUCCGAGCCAUCAGGGAAGCCUGUUUCCCCGGAGUCCACCUGAAAAGCCUGGAUUUCUCGCAAAGCCGGCUGUCUGGUCUGCAAGCUGCGGCCUGGCGCCCAACGCUCAGGUUCAUCCUUCGUAGUUGAUACAGCAGGUGGGGCGCGUCUCACCCGCACCUGUGACCCCGCCCCCGGAAAGCCAGGUGGGAAGCGAGGAGCCCAUCUCCCCAGUGCUGCCCCCCACCCCCCGCUCUCCCGUCCACGCAGGAGGCGGGACCACAUGGCAUCAUAUGAAGCUGAGCUUCCAUAAACUGUGAGCUGCUGUAGAUUCUCACUGCCUUGCGGUCAAAUGAACGUUCUCCGUCGUGGCUCUCCGGCUCCUCUGAUUGGUAGCCAACUUUGUCCAAGACGGUGGUCAGACUUCAACUGUUACUGAGAAGGGAAAAGGUGAUCUUAUCCUGGUGCAGGUGGGCAGAGUCAACCAGCAGUGGGCCGGCUGGCAGCGGUCACUGCGACCAUCUCUGUGGGUCGCACCUGAGGACAGCGGUUGAUACCAGAGGCAGGAUUUGGGCCCUGGUCUUUAGACUCCCGGUUAUGUAUUUCCUGCCUAAAAAACCCACGUUUUUAAAUUCACUUUCACAACCAUAAGCCUUUUAAAGAGAACGGAGGAUUCAACCCUGUCUUGUUCCCCGAAGCCACGUAAAACGGGCCCCGUGGGGGUCAAGGCUGCCGGCGUCGGGCUGUGUGAUGUCGUGUGUGUCCCUCGACAUCUUAGAUUCGAUCAGAAAGUUAAGGCAUUUGCUUCAAAAUAAGUUAUUUAUUUGUAUAUGUUCAGUAAGUAUAGGUUUUAAUUUAUAUCUGUACAUAUUAGACACACCGUGGACAUCCUGUCAGAAUCCUGGCAGCGACAGCUAUCUCUGUAGCCCACCCGAAACGUGCCCCCUCGCCCCGGGGGAGACCAGGAGGCAGUGGUGACCGAGCCAGCCUCGGGGGACAGGCAGCCGGCCUGGACCCUUGCUCUGGGGUGCAGGCCCCCAUCCCCUGGGAGAAGCGGAUCCUUGGGCCAUGUCCCCAUCCCUCCAACAGACAGUCAUGGUCACAGAGUGCUUGCCAAAUAGGAUCCUGACCGAAAUGAGAUGAACGUGGUGGCCGGACCAGAGCCCUGGUGUGAGACGGUCCCCUCCCUGGGGUCUCGAGGUCCUUCCCUUAGGGUGGGGCGACCAUCAGCCUCUCAGGCUUCUGUUCCUGGCUGUGUUUUGGCAAGGGUUCAUCAACCUUGAAAAUCCUUUCAUUUUCACGUUUUUAUGAAGUGAAGUGAAAGUCGCUCAGUCGUGUCCGCCUGUUUGCGACCCCAUGGACUAUACAGUCCAUGGGAUUCUCCAGGCCAGAAUACUGGAGUCGGGUAGCCUCUCCCUUUUCCAGGGGAUCUUCUCAACCCAGGGAUGGAACCCAGGUCUCCUGCAUCGCAGGCGGAUUCUUUACCAGCUGAGCCACCAGGGAAGCCCAAGGAUACUGGGGUGGGCAGCCUAUACUACAUUUCUAUAGAGUUUUCAUUCACUCACCAACCUCUUGCACAGACAUAGAGGGCACGCCACGUCACCCUCGACGUGGGCUCAGGAGGUGGAGAGGGCCGCUCCUCCCAGGCACCGAGGGUCGAGCAGGGCCAGUCUGUGGGUCUGAGGAGCCAGCGGUGGCCCUGCCUCCCGACAGCCGUCUGCGGGAGCCUGGCGGGCGGGGCACCCGCACACGCAUCUCCCCAGGCCCUCCUCCCGGGGACCGUGGAGAACCAGUCAUGGCCCCUCGGUUCGCACACCUUGGCUUUGUCCAGCUGGACCGUCCCCUUGUCCAUCUCCCCGGUCCCUGAGCUAGUUUGGGGUGUUUUCGUGAAAACCCAGAUGACUCUGAUGGGCUGGAGACAUGCCAACUCGAAAAAAUCUGUCACAGAAAGUUAAAGGCGUGUGUCCUGGCCCUGGAGGCCGGCCCCCCAGUGAGGGGUUUCAGGCUCCUGUUCACUGAGACAGACUGCUGGGCUUGUGUUUCCCAGGGGAGGGCGCAGGGCCGAAGCUGGGCUGGGCCCGAGGGUUGUGGGCAGAAUGCUGUUGUCUGUGGCCCCAGCCUUUCUUUCCCGAAGAGUAUGUGUCAGCACCCUGUUUGGAAGGAAAUGUAAAGUUUGCCCACGGGCAGCCUUCUCUGAUUAUUCACCAGCAUCUGUCCUGGGACUGGAGCCUUUGCAGCCUGGCCCAGGGACAGGCACUCGGGCAGGGCCUCCCCAACAUGUCUGUACCCCAGCCCGGCCGCUCCGCCCAGCGACAGCUCCUCCAGGAGCCAGCAGGACGCCCGGGCGCCUCCACCUCCGCUCAGCAACACUUCAGUAUUAAACUCUUGCCUUUCUCUCCUCCCCCCCCCCCCAAAUUAAGGUUUUUUAAUGCAAAAAUAGUAAUUUCAGACCAUGGCCCAGUUUUAAAGAGGGUAUUUUGUUGUUCUUGUUGUCCUUACUGUCUUCUUUUUAUCCCCACGAUGGACUGGGUUGAUACUGUGAAAUAAACUAGAAAUAAAUUAACAUUUUCAUGCCCCCACCCACACACACACAUACACAUACUACACACAGCUCAGCAUCCCAAAAAAAGAAGCAGCCUCCUGGUGGGCCCCAAGCUGGAGCAGGACUGCCUGUCCUGUGUCCUUGGUGAAGACGAGAGAGCUCAUGCGCAGGGAAUGUUGGCCUCACGUGCACCCCAUCUUUUGUGAAAUAAUCCAGUUAUGUCCUUCCAGAUAAACCCAGCUUGACAGCAGACAAGCAUCACCAGGUAUUUCUAUUCAUUGCCAUGGAAGAAACUUUCCAGAUAGAAUCAUCAGAUCAUAUUUCUUAGGGACCAGAGGUGUUUUUAAUAAGAUAAUCUUUGAUUUUCUUUUUUUCUAAAAAGAAAGGAAACACUAACUUUAAACUUUAACAUCAACUUUUAAAUUAUGCGUGUUCAGCGUUAAUUGACCAUGGCUGUGAGUUGUAAGAUGUUUUCAUAUUAAGAAUGUAAUUAUUUCCUUAUUGUAUUUUUUAAAAGCUAAAGUCAUAUUUAAAAUUCUCUUUGAAACAGGCAAGAAACGGGAAAGGUUUUUUUUAAUUAAAUAUGUUGGCAAUGUCCAUUUUAAAUAACUGUAAAUAUAUUUUCACUGUUUCACCAUGUAUUUAAUUCAUAAAGUAAAAAAAAAAAUUUAUCAGAAGAGACUCACAUUGGAAAUACUCAUUUUCAGUCCAUUUGCCCGAUUUUGUAAUAGCUUCACUUGACUUUUCUGCUUUGCUAUGGAUUUUCUACAGUUUUACACGGUGUAGCCCGCAGACUGGCGCCCUCGGGCGUGCCAUCUUUGUGUAUGCUAAUAAACUCGACUCUCCCAAUCCA